Molecule: messenger RNA, 1600 nt
Organism: Sphaeramia orbicularis (orbiculate cardinalfish)
Lineage: Eukaryota; Metazoa; Chordata; Actinopteri; Kurtiformes; Apogonidae
Gene: gtf2e2
Product: general transcription factor IIE, polypeptide 2, beta
Exons: 8
Coding region: 205-1068 (287 amino acids)
Biological process (GO): transcription initiation at RNA polymerase II promoter
Cellular component (GO): transcription factor TFIIE complex
Molecular function (GO): TFIIH-class transcription factor complex binding
Source: RefSeq, a predicted model, not a curated record
AAAAAACGGAAGUGCAUUAUGAGAAAGCCAACGAAUUACCUAUUUUGUGUGAGAACUUUCUCGGCUAAUGUUAACUUAGAAUACAUUUGAAGGGAAGGCCUUUAGUCGUCGAAGUAAGAGUUUUCCUUCUUGUCUUUAUCCCCUGAUAUUAAAUUUUCCUCUUGGACCAAUCCGUCACUUUCUCAGAGAAAAACAACUGUCAGGAUGGAUCCAGCUCUACUGAGAGAGCGGGAGCUGUUCAAAAAGAGAGCGCUCUCCACUCCAGCUGUAGAGAAAAGACCAGCUUCAUCAGAAUCAAGCUCACAUAAGAAGAAAAAAACAAAAGUCGACAAGGAGAGCUCAUCAAGUUCCAAACAUGGUGCUGAGUCCAGUAACGGGAAUAUUAACAUCAAGACGAGCUCCGGGUACAAGUUUGGCUGCCUCGCCAAAAUAGUGAAUUAUAUGAAGACGAGGCAUCAAAACGGUGACACACACUUCCUUACCUUAGAAGAAAUUUUGGACGAGACCAAACUUCUUGACAUCAGCAUGAAACAGAAACAGUGGCUCAUGACCGAGGCCCUGGUCAACAACCCAAAAAUUGAUGUUCGGGAUGGGACGUAUGGCUUUAAGCCCAAGUACAAUCUGAAAGACAAAAAAGCCUUACUGAGGCUUCUGGACAAACACGACCAGCUGGGCCUCGGAGGAGUGCUGCUGGACGAUGUGGAGGAGGGGCUGCCCAACUCAGCCAAAGCCAUUAAGGCUUUGGGGGAUCAGAUCAUUUUUGUGACCAGGCCAGACAAGAAGAAGAUCCUCUUCUACAAUGACAAACACUGCCAGUUUGCAGUAGAUGAAGAAUUUCAGAAGCUCUGGAGGAGUGUUCCUGUGGAUUCCAUGGAUGAAGAAAAGAUUGAGGAGUAUCUAAAGAAACAAGGCAUCUCCUCGAUGCAAGAAACGGGACCAAAGAAAGUGUUACAAGUUCAAAAGAGGAAGAAGCAAGGUGGGCAGAGGAAGAGACACUUCAAGACUCACAAUAACCAUUUGGCAGGAGUACUGGAGGACUAUUCAGAUGGUGUUCCUGCAAAGAAGUGAAACGCAUUCCCUCACUUCAUACCCACAGAGAAUUGAUGUGAAAGCUGUAGUUCAGAAGUGGCUGGAGGAGGCCACACAACAAUACAAAGACUUCUCCUUUCCUCACACUUCUCUCUGAUCAGUGAUUUUGUAUUACAUGAAGUGAAGAGCAACUGUUAACGUCAAAACCGUUUUGUUUACUGGUCAGCGAGACACUAGAGGAAAGAAUAUUGAGACCUUUUGAAGACCUUUCAAAAAUGACCAUCUUUAAAGGAGAUGGCUGCUAUCUACUGUGUAAUGGAGAUGAGGCUGAGGUGUGUAAAUACUGGUUUUGUUUUAUUUCUAUAUUGCAAAGAGGUGUGUGACAGGUUUUAUUUUGCAGGCAGCAUUUCAUCAGCUUUUCAGACAGGUUUGUGUUGUGCAGUGCAUCAAGGUGUCAUUCAGCAUGAAAACACAAUUCUGAGUAUAAAAUUUUACUUUUGAGCUUAGUAUUAUGGUUUAAAAUGCUAGAAAUUUGUGAAAUAACUUUAAUAAAUGACAUUGUCACGCUGUC